Messenger RNA from Paramecium sonneborni, 1729 nucleotides. The record is from the annotation of a GenBank genome assembly. Lineage: Eukaryota; Ciliophora; Oligohymenophorea; Peniculida; Parameciidae.
AUGCCUCAAUUUUGCUAAGUUUGUAGAGAACGUAGCAUAGUAAACAUACAAGUAAUAUACAUUUUAAAUAUUUAUUAGACUCUUAAUCCUUUAUUCUUAAUUAAUUAAGAAAAUGUUAUAUUUACAUAAGAAUGUCUUAUACCUAAAUUCGAUCCUUUUAUUUUUUAUGAUCCUUCUCUUAAAACAACUUCUUAUUGUUUUGAUGGUAAUUGCCAAAAUGGAUUGUAAUUAGAAUAUUGGUAAAACAAUUGUUUUUUGGAUAGGUUUCCAACAAAUCUCAUAGAUUUUGAUAUAAAUACGUUGUAUUGUAAUUAAAUUGGCUUAAGAACUUUUACUUUUAACAUAAUCUUUGAUAUAAAUAGUGAAUUUUGUUAUUAUAAUAAACCAUUAAUAACAAUGGCAACAUUAAAAGAGAAGGUUUUCACAUUAAAAACUUCAAAUUUAAAAAUCACAUCAUUUAAUUAGUUUACUUUUAUUGCUGUAAAUAUGAUGUAAUUUUAUUAUUAUGAUACUAUCUAAAUGAUUAAUACAGAAUUUAUUUUUGAGAAAAACCUAUCAAAUUAUUUGUUAUUUUCAAAUCCAUAUAAUCCUAUAGAUGUAACAUUAAUCAAUUUUACAAUAAAAAACAGCAUAAUAAUGGAUAUAAACUCUUUAUUUUAUGCUAAAUAAUUUGGUACAAUCAAUCUAUAAAAUUUUUCAAUUAUCAAUACUACUAUUAGAAAUUCUUCACUAUUUAAUUUAUUAUAACUUCCUUGCUUAUAUAUAAUUGCACAUUUAUAGAUUCCCAAUUAUUUCUUUUUUCUAAAAGUUUAUAAAGAAUAUCUAUUGAAAAUUUAACAUUAGAUUAAUGCACAUUUUAAAAUGCUUCAUUUUUUACUUUAUUUAUUAAUUACAUGUAGGAAUCAAUAUUACAAAUAAAAAAUUUAUUAUUCUAAAGAAAUCAUUUUGAGAAUUCCAAUUUUUUAUUUUGUUAAUAAUUAAUAAAAAUAGAUUUAAUAGAUAUUAUUUUAACUUCUAAUCAUUUUGAUAAUUCAAUAAUAUUUGGAUUUAGUUAUACCUUAUAUGCUAGAAAUAUAAAAAUUAUAGAUAAUUUAUUUAUUGAAUCCUCAUUUCUAUUAACAAUAUAAGUUACUAAUGACAAAUUAACUUAAUGUUCUAUUUAUGAAUUGUAAGUAUAGAAAAAUGUGCUUCAAAAUUCUAAACUAUUCAACAUAUUUUCAAAUUCUUAUUCAAAUAAUUUGUUACUUUCUAUUGCAAAAAAUAGAAUAAAAUAAUAGAUCAAUUACAACUAAUCAAUUAAGUUAAAUAUUUAAUAUCAAUAGCUAAAAGUUAGAUUUAAAUAAUUUUAUUGUUUAUAAUAAUCAAGAAAUAUUGUUGUUUUAUAUUUAUGAUAAUGAAGAUAUUAAACUGACAAAUUUAUUUUUUGAAAAUUAAUUAGUUUAAUAGAAGAUUUUCCUUUCCAAGAAUUGUUUUUUAAAAUCUAAUCUCUAAAACUAACUGUUAUUAAUUAUAGGUUUUGAAAGAAUUUAAAUAGAGAAUUGGAAUAUUAUAAAUUAAUCCAGUAUUGAUGAAUCAUUAAUAGAAAUUCUUUCUAGUAAAUCUAAACAACAAUUUGGAUUAAUAAAUAUAAAAAAUGUUAAAUUUUAUGGAAAUCUCUUACAAUAAUUAAAUUAAGUUUAAUCUUUUUCAUUAUUAUCUAUUGUUUCAGACAGAUAGAUUGAUGUUGUGA